AUGCUAGUAAAUUCAGUAGCUUAUCUAAAAAAAAAAACAAAUAAAUUAAUUCAAGGUUAGAUUGGAGUCUUAUUUUAAAAUUAUUAUGGAAAUGUGUUUACUUUCACAAAGAGUUAUUAAAAUUUAAAAUUGCAAAAUUUAGGCAAUCAGAAUAAGUUUGCUAUUUAAAUUACUGAGAUGGAAGCAACUGAUGAAAUAGUAUACUUGUAUGAUUAUGUCGAAUUAAAAUUAACAAAAACUAUAAUUAAAAGUUAUUUUGUUAGCUACAUUACUUAUCUAUAAUUGUAUUCAGUUUAAUAUAAAGCUAUUAGCAAUAAGAAAUUAAAUUUACAAUUCCUAAAUUAGAGAGGAAAACUAUUAAACAAUGUGAUUCUAGAAUCAAUAAAUGAUUUAUCUAAAAUUCAAGUUGUGACAUCGUUAUCCUAUAUUUAUCUAUUGUAUGCUGAAUCAUCUCAAUAAUCAAUAAUAAAUAUAAAUGUUAAAUAAUACGAUCUCAAUGGAACAUAAAUAGCUGAAACUCAAAUAAGUUCAAAUGAACAAUCUAUUGAUUUUUUAAGUGGAAAUAAUUAAUAAAAUGAAUUCCUCUAUAUAACUUGGAGUACUCAAAAAUAUAGCAAAUCAUACAAAUUAAGAUUGAAUUAAAAAUUAUAAGCUAUCCCAUUUGAUGAAGAAAUCUGUGUUUCUCAUUGUGGAGAUUGUUCCAAUAAUAAUAAUGAAAUUAUGUGUACUUAAUGCUUAGAUGGUUAUAUAUAUAAUGAACAAAAAUUAAAAUGCUCCCCCAUUUGCUUAGAUAACUGUUAAAAAUGCACAUAACCAUAUACAUGCGAUUACUGUAACAAUGAUUUUAAGUUCGUUGACAAUAAAUGCUUAAAUGUCACUCAGUAUCAAUUGGAAAUUCCAUUUUGCCAAUAAACUUGCAAUGGAAUUGGAUCAAUAUUAAGUUUUAGUGAUAAUUCCAUGAUAACAACCUUUUAUAAAUAUAAGAAUUCAUAACAUAGUUUAGAUUCGAAUAUAUAUUAAUAAGAAUCUAGUGUUAUUACCACUAAAUAAUUGAUUUCUUCAGAAACACCAAUUGCUUAUCAUAGAAUUUAUGAAUACGAAUCUAAAAAGUUUGCACUUAUCUGGUUAAGUGGUAAUUGUAAAGUUUCAUGUAGAAUGAUGCUACAAUUAUUCCAAAGCAGUUUUAUUGUUAUAACAAAUCCUAUUGAAUUGAGAUUAAUUAAAGUUCUAAAUAUUGAUGAGUUUGAAAUUCAGAUCAAAAUAUUUAAUUCUAACUUUGUGAUAGUUUGGACUGAAAUUGAUGAGAACUCUCUUUCCUAAACAUACGUUGGAAUUUAUAAUACUGGAAGUGGGUUUCAGAUAAAAUAAAAUAUUAAUGAAAAUUAAGAUGAUAUCUCCAUCAAUCCAUAAUUAUUGAUCUAGACCUCAUCCUAUCAAAUAAUCUAUAUCAAAAAUAAUAAUAUAAUAAACUCAUUAACUAUCGAUAGUACAACUACAAAAUACAAACAACUCUAUUAGAGCACAAACCAGAUUGAAUCCAUUUCUUCAGAUAACAUUGACAGUAGUGGUUUAGCUAUUGGUUGGAUAGAAAGUUAAAUUAACUUAUUAGGAAUACGGAGUUAUUAUGCCUAUAUAUAAUAUUUUGAUAGAUAGUUAAAUCAAUAAGCAACUAAGAGAAUAGCUAUAAACUCAUACAUCACAAUUAAGAGUUUGUAUCUUAAUUACAUCCCUACUUAACAUAUAUAAUUAACAUACAUAUAAAUCGAAAAGGGAGAGCAAUAAAGAAUACGAGUAUCUUUUGCUUCCUUGUCCUUCCUAAAAUAUGGAUCAUCUUAAGAAAUGUUGACAUCUCCAUUAAAUAUCUUAAGUUAGUAUUAAUCAAAUACAAAAUUAUUAACCUAUGUAGAUCCAAGAAAUUAUUAAUCAUAUGUUGUAUUCUAAGGAGUAAUGAAUAAUGUCAAUUAUAUAUUCUUUAUUCAAAGUAAAGGAACAUACUUAUAUCAAGAUAAUUGCGAAACAAAUUGCUUCUAUUGUAAUAAUAAGAAUCUAUGUGUAAUUUGCAAAUAAGGAUUUACAUUACAAAAUAAUAAAUGUGCAUUGAAAUUACCAGAUUAUUGUACAAAUGGUAAUUAUGGUCGAUGCUCUUAAUGUGCUGUUGGAUACUCUGUCACAUCAGAUUAUAAAUGUUAGAUUAGUGAUUCAAAAUAUAAAGAAAUUAAAAUGAGCGUCUAUCCAGCUUAAAGUAGAUAGAGAAUUUCUACAUUAUCUAAUGGAGAUUAUGUUAUUGUAUGGUCAACACAAUUUUAUCAGAAUGAAGGAACUGGGAAUUUACAUGGUGUGUUAUUAAAAGAACAAAUGAGAAUAUCUGAAUCAUCAGCAGGAAUUCAAUAAUAUCCUGAUGUUUAAGUGAUGAGCAAUGAUUAGAUAGUUGUUGUUUGGAUAGAUGGCAAUAUAUUAGUAAAUGCUAAUAUCAAGAUGUUAAGAUUUGAUAAAGAUUUCUUAAGAAUUGGUAGUGAAACUAUCGUAUAAACAGAUAUACAUCUUUAUUAUGCUUAAUCAUAUGAUACUCCAGUAAUCAUUUAAUCAAUUAUUAAUGGGUUUGUUAUAGUUUGGGCAGAAUAAGGAAAUCAGAAAUAAAUAUCAUUGAUAGCUAAAUUCUUUGACAAUGAUAAUAAUGUACUUAAUACUUAAAUUGUCACUGAAAAUGAAUAAAUAAUAAAUGAACCUGUUGUUGCAUCAACUUAAUCUAUUAUUGUGAUAUCUUGGUAAACAAAUAAAGGUGUUUUUGCUAGUUCAUAUAGUGUAAAUCAAGUGUUGAUAGAUAAAGUAUAAUUAUCAACAACAGGAGAAUCUCCUGCAAUAGUUUCUAUAGAUAACUCCAUAAUUAUAGCUUGGAAAGAAUAUGUCAUUGAUGAGAAUGAUUUUAUGAGUUAGAAAAUAAGAUUCAGAUAAGUCUCAGCAGAUUUAAAUCAAUAUCAAGUUUAGAGUCAUUUUGGAGUUUCAUAAGAAAAUCUAGAUAAUCCUGAUGUAAUAUCAAUUGAAAAUGGAUUUGCUAUUAUUGCUGAAAGUGUUUCUGUAUUAGAUGAUAAAGUCAGAACUAUAUAAAUGUAAUUGUUUAAUUUAGAUGGUUCAACAAAAUCUCAACCAGUUAUUAUUUAUUCUGUUUCUAACUUAUACCCACAUCAUCCCUAAUUAGCAAGUUAACCAUAAGGUAAUUUCAUAGCUUCAUGGACAGUCAGUAGUUUAAUCUCGUAAAUUUUAAGUGAUGAUGUCUAUAUGAAAAGAUAUAAGAACGAUGGCACUUAAUUAGCAUUAAAUACAAUCAUUUGCUAAAACAAUUGCUAGACUUGUUCAACUAGUAAUAUUUGCUAAAGUUGUAAAUAAAAUUAUAUUCUAUUAUCUAAUUCGUGUUAUCUAAAAAUUAAUAAUUGUGAAGCACAUUCAAUUGAAAAUUAAACUCUAACUUGUAGUUAAUGUUCAAAUGGUUUUGAAUUGAUCAAAAAUAAUUGUUAAUCAAUUCUUCAUAUUCCUAAUGAAUAGAUCAUAGAAUUUGUAAAUGAUAAAGCUUUUUUAAAUAUUUUCAAAGUAUUAACUUUUUCAAAUGGUGAUGUUUUAUACUUUUGGAUGGGAGAAUAUAAAAUAAUAACUCAAAGGUUUGAUAAAUUUGGUAAAAGAUAUUCCAAUCCUAAAGUACUAUAAACCACAACUUCCUGUACAGAUUGCAGAUAUUACUUUGAUGUUUUGUCAUUGUACUUAAAGGAGGAUCUAUUUGUAAUUUCCUUUAAGGUUUUCUAAAAUUAGUAUGAUUUUUAGACAACAUAUUUAAAUAUUUUCGAUAUGAAUGAGAAAUGUAUAUCAAAUGCUGCAAUUUCCUCUUAAACAGGAAAUGUUAAUUCUCUAAUAAUUUAAAAGUACUCGGACAACUUAGUUAAAUUAGUGUAAUUGGAAGAUAUGAAAUUAGGAGUGAUUCAAAUGGUGAUGAUAUAGGAUGUUCCAAUUUUAUAAUUGGUUAUUAUUCCAUUAUUUUUGGAUAGCUUAUUCAAAAUUAGUUUCUCACCCACUUAAACAAUUUAAUUACUAACUUAUUCAUAAUUUAAGAACUCUGAAUACUUUGACAUUUAAUUAAUUGAUAAUGAAAUUAAAAUCUUAAAUAAGAAUAAUCUUUAUUAUAGUUAUUUAUUGAGUAGUUUUGACAUCUUAGGGGUGAUGCUAAAUUAAAAUACUGUCAAGAAAUCCCAAAACUAAAUAGAAUUUAAAAUGAUUUCAUUAAAUUCGGACAGCAAUCUAAUUGCUUGGACAACCAUAGAAUCAUCUAAAUAUGAAGUUUUUUUUUAAAUUACAUAAAAAGAUGGAAUUAUCUCAACCAAUCCUUAGAAAAUCUCAACUGGAAGUGAAAUUUAUAAACUAGAUUUAUAACUUAAUGUACUUUCAGAUUCAAUAUUGAUAACUUGGAGGGAAGGUUCAGAGUUUUCAGAUAUGAAUUUGAAUACUGCCUAUAAAGGAGUGCUAAUAUAAAAACAGUUUUAAUUUAUAAUAGGGGAAAAAAUAGAAAUCAAAUAAGAUAACGCUUACACGAAAUCAUUAGGUAGACUUGAAGUGGUUGAAUUACAAAAUCAUGAUAUAUUAAUUAGUAUAAUGUUUUACAACAUUUUGGCAGACACCUAAAUGAUAAUCUCAUAUAAAUUCAAUGAAAAUGGCAGUAGAAUAUAUUUAUCUUAGUUGAGGUGCGGCUAUGCUUGUUAAGAGUGUAAUUAUUAAGGAUUUUGCUUCAAAUGUACAAACCCUGAUUUAUUUAUGUUAUAAGUAGAUGGAAAAUGUAUAAAAAAACCAGAAAAUUGUGUUAAUUUUAAACCUAAUUGUCAGGAUUGUCUUGAUGGUUAUUAUAAAACCUAAUAUCUUACUUGUGAGAAAAUAAAUCAAGAAGUUGAAAAAACCAUUCCUUUGGAUUAUCAAAGCUAUUAUAACUACUACUAUAUCUAUUAGAUUGCUACAUACUCAAAUGGCAACUUUGUGGUUGUGGGUUUUAAAGAGGAUAAAAUUAUUGAGCUAAAUUAUUAUCUUAGUGACGCAACUGUUUAGAUCCAAAAACUAAAAAUCAUAAACCUUAUAGAUAUUUAUAGGAUCAAUGACAUAUCUAUAAUUAUUGAUGAUAAUAACUUACUUACAGUAUUUUAUUCUGUAUUACCCUUGACAUAUUCAGAUAAGAAUAUGUAUUACUAUUAAUAGUUUGAUUAAACAUUUAAUAAACUGACAGAAGCCAUUUUAUUUUAUUCUGGAUUAUAAUAAAAAAAAAUAACAUCUAUUAAAGCCAAGAUUCUGAAUAGUGGAUAAUAUGCAAUAAUAAUUAAGAGUAGAUUUGAUAUCUAUCUUUAAAUAAUGAAAUUAAACUUUGAAUUUGUUGCUGACAUCAAAUUACCUUUUAGUGAUAAUUUCGAUUUCACAUCUAAUGGAGAGUUAAUUGCUUUUGCUUACAUUAAAGAUACAAUUAGCAUUCUUAACAUCUUUGAUAUGUAAUUAAAAUUAGUUCAACAUCAAAUUAUUAAUGAUGGAGGAUUAAUUAAAUUGGCAUCAAAUGUUCCUAAAUAAUUCAUCAUAGUUACUAACAAUUAAAUCAAUAUCUUUGCUUAAGGUUUAAUCAGGCAAUCAUAUAAUAUAACUGGAUCAAGUUUAUAUCCAAUCAACAUAGCCUUAAGCGAUAUAAAUGAAAUUGUCAUCCUUUCGUACUAAAAGAAUUCAAAAUCGUAUCAUUUAUAUUAUUUUUCAAUGUAAGGACUACUUAAAAACUCUGUUUAAGUUAAUAUGAAUAAUUCUGAAAUACCAUUACAAAAUAGUUGGUUAACUAAGCUGUAAAACAAUAAUUUUAUUGUCUUUUUUCACGCAGGAAGCUUACUAUAUAAUUGGAAAUUAAAUUUUGCAAGAUUCGAUUAGUUAGGAUUUUCAAGGUCUGUAAGUGAAAUUAUUUGCCCUGAGGGUUGUGGAUAAUGUGAAACACCUUCUGUAUGUGAUAUUUGCAGUUUUGGAUUCCAAAAAAAUUUUGAGACUUAGCUUUGUGAAAAAGUCUGUUUCUAAUUUUAAUGCAGCAUAUGCAAGUUUAGUGAGUGUGACUAAUGCUAAUAAGGAUUCUAAUUUAAUGAAUUCGGAUAAUGUGAGAUAAUUCAACAAUCUACUGACCCUAAAGAUGCUUAUGAUCCAAAUUAUUAAGAAGAAGUGAAAGAUCCCAAUAGCCCCGCAGAUCCCAUUGAUCCUAUAGACCCGAUUGAUAUCACAGAUCCUACUGAUCCUACUGAUCCAACUGAUCCAACUGAUCCAACAGAUCCUACAGAUCCAACUGAUCCUACUGAUCCUACUGAUCCAACAGACCCUACUGAUCCAACUGAUCCAACAGGUCCAACAGAUCCUACAGACCCUACUGAUCCUAAAAGCCCAAUUAAUAUUGGAACUAUUUAACAUCCGGUUGGAGAUAAAUGUAAUUUAUAAUUGCAAAAUAAACUAAUUAAUUUUGUAGAUAAUAGAUAUGCUAUUAUUUAUAUUUGCAAUGACAUAUUUAGCGCCAGAUUAUUUAAUAAAGAUGGAAUAGAAAUUUAGAGUAUUACCAUAACUAUUGAAAUUGUGUUUAUUUUAGAUACCAUCUUAUUUUAAGAUCAAAUUAUUUUAGCCUUUGUUUUUGUUAACAGACCUAAUAAAUAUCAACUUUUUUAAAUCGAUAAUAGUUUCUAAACUUUAAAUUAUAAAUAAGAGAUAACAUAGGAAUCUAUUAUUCAUAGUAUUUAACUUCAGCCAAUGACUCAAAAUUUUGUAAUUUUAAUCUCUAAUGAUAAAUAAGUUGAAAUUGACUAAACAUUUAUUAAUUGUCAAUCUCAAACAUUAGCCAUUUUUGAUUUUGGUUUUUCACAAACAGCUAAUAAAUUAGAUUUCAACUAUCCUGAUGGAAUUACUUAGAAUACUUGUAAUUAAAACAAAGUAACUGAAAUUAAAAUUGUUGACAAUACCAUAUAUACAUUAUCAAUAAGUUAAACAGGUGGACAAUUAAUAUCUUUAGAUUCUUUUGGAAUUGUUCAAUAGGCAUAUGCAUUAGAUAUUCCUAGCAUUCAAAAAAUUAAAUUUGAGAUUAACAAAGAAACUAUUAUUUUUAUUUAUAAGACAUAUGAUGCAUAAGAUUGGAGUUUAAGAAUUUGCAAUAAGAUAUUGAUAAUCAUUUUUAUUAAAAUUGAUUUUAUUCCUGGAAAUUCAGAUGUUUAAAUGGCUAUCGUGGCUAACAACCUUUUCAUAUAAUGGACUUAAAAUGAUAACCUUAAAAGUUCCUCAUUUUAGUUCAUAGAUUUAUAAGGAAAUGAGCUUUCAACAGGAGUUAUAUCAAGUGAUGCUGAGAUAAAUAGUACUUAAAUAGUUGUUUUGAUGAAAGGAUUUGUUGGAUUUACUUGGACUGUUCUAAAUUAAAAUGGUCAAUGGGGAAUGUCUUAUGCUGUAAUGAACUAAAGUGGGUAAUUUGUUGAUAAAAUUGAGAUUUAAUGUUCUGAAAAUUGUUAAGAAUGCCUUUCUGAGAAAUAAUGUACAUAAUGUUAAACUGGAUUUAUUCUCAAAGACAAUGGCAAUGAAAAAUAUUGUUUUAAGACUAAUUGCUUUUAUUAUGAUUAAAUGGGAAUAUGUUAGGUUUGCAAAGAUUAAUAUUAUUUAUAAAAUGAUUCAUGCAAUUUAAAUGAAAUAUAAGCUAAAGCAAUUCGAAUUAAUUAGCAAACAUCAAAAGGUUUGAUAAAAUAAGAGGGGGCAAAAUUUAGUGAUGGAUCAAUCAUUGUAGUUUGGGCAAGUUAUUUUUAAGAUAGCAAUGACUGGGGAGUGUUUGGUUAAUUAAUUGAUAAUACUGGUGUUAAAAUUGGAGACAAUAUAUAAAUUAAUGCUGAAUCUCAAGGCAUUGAGCAUUCUCCAAAGGUAGCAGUAUUAUAGGAUGAUACUGUUGUAAUAAUUUAUGUUGAUGGAGAUCCUUAAAUGAAUGAAGCAAUUAUAAAGGCUUAAAAAUUUAAUAAGUAAAUGCAAAGAAUUGGAGAUGAAUUUUAAGUUGGUACAAUCCAGUAUUAAUAGGAAAAUUUUAAUGACUUAACAUAAUGGGAAUUGUUAAGCUUAAAAAAUGGAGGAUUUCUUAUUGGAUACCUAACACAGAAAAAUGAAAUUAGACAUUAUAUCUAUCUAAAUUUCUAUGAUUCAUUAAGCAAUUUGGUAGUUUAGUAAUCAAUUGAAGGAUAUUAAAACUUAUUUUAAUUCACUCUUCUUUUAGCUGCCAAUGACAUCAACAUUGCUUUAUUAUAUCGAGAUUAGUAAUUUGGAUUUUCAGUUAAUUUGUAUUCAUUAGAUGGAAAUUUAUUAAAAAAAAAAUAAAUGCUUUAUUUUAUAUAGCAACCUGACGAAUAGCUGGUUCUGGAGUCGACAAAUGGGUUAUAUGCAUUAGGAUAUUUAUCAUUUUUCUAGAAGCGUAGUGCUUAAGUAUAUUUAUUUGAUAAACAAUUCGAAUAAUUAGGAGAUCCUUUAAUUAUUAAAUAUUUUGAUAAUUAAGAACCAAGUAUUUAGAUGAAUGAAUAUGAUGAAGGGUUACUCUUUUAGAUUCAUUUUAGAGAGAAUCAGCAGGAAAUUUAAGAGCUUUACAUCAUAAAGGACUAAUAAUUUUCUUUAUUUAAUAAGUUUUAUAUAGAUGCAUCUCUGUAAUCAACGAGAAUGAUGUUGAAAAAUAGAUACUUUAAGAUCAUUCCAUCCUUGAAUAAGUAAUACUUUAUUUUAUGGAUAAAGGACAAUAAAGUUAUUGAUUUAGAUAAACAUCACCUUUAUUUCUAGCUUUUAUCUUAUGAUUUCUCAAUAAUUGUAAAAGAAUAGAUUGUUUGUCAAUUGAAUUGUUAAAAAUGUUAAGAUUAAACUCAUUGUGAUUAAUGUUUUGAUCAUUAUUCCUACAAUGAAAAUCGAUGCGACCCUAUUUGUGAAAUAGGUUGUGCUAAGUGUUAUUAUCCAUAUUAUUGCACUUAAUGCUAAAAUGGUUACUAUUUAUUUGAAGAAGGAAAAUGCUCUGAACUCCCUAUUUAUUAACCUUAAGUAUUAAUUGAAUAUGAAAUGGGUGACUCUAUAAAUUAACUAAAAACUGUAAAUGAGAAUUAAAAGGUCUUUUUUUCUUUUUUCAGUUAUUAAUUAAAUUUGAAAGUGAUACUUGGAGAUUAAGUAAUAAACAGUUAUUCUAUUAAUUAUUAAAAAUAACAACAGUAUAGAUAGAUGUUCACAUAUUAUGAGGAUGAAAAUGUCAUAUUUAUCUACUAUUUUGAAAAUGAGAUAUAAGUACAAAGAUAUGAUUUAAGUUCAAAUUUAAUUAGUUCAGAUUAUUUAGAUUUUUAAUAGUUUUCAGAAAUUUAGAUUUCAUAUGAUAAUAUUUUGUUAAGGCCAUCUGAGUACAUUUUGUUAGAACCAAUACAGGGUUUCUAAUAUAUUAUUACAUUUUAUGUAGGAACAUAAAUAUUCAAUUCAUAUUUCGUUUACAGCUAAGUUACUUUUUAUUAUGCUAAAUUAGAUUUAGGUUUAUAAAAAGUAGAGAAAUACCUAGAUUAUUUUUACAGAAAUAGAAAGAUUUAGGCCUAUAAUUAUUUAAAGAUAAGGGUAUUUUUUAUUGAGAAAUCAAUAUGGAUAGCAAUAUAAAAUAACAAAAGAUAAAAUAGAAGAAAAAUUUUGUCAUAAUUCUGGAAUAUACGACGUUGA
This is a messenger RNA of Paramecium tetraurelia, 9723 nucleotides long. RefSeq lists its product as uncharacterized. The transcript has 2 exons. The record is from RefSeq and is a predicted model, not a curated record. NCBI's taxonomy places the organism in Eukaryota, Ciliophora, Oligohymenophorea, Peniculida, Parameciidae.